This is a messenger RNA of Knipowitschia caucasica, 4395 nucleotides long. Lineage: Eukaryota; Metazoa; Chordata; Actinopteri; Gobiiformes; Gobiidae. The record is from the annotation of a GenBank genome assembly.
AUGGACUCCCCCAUCACCUCUGUGGAGUCCUUCCGUUUCCUGGGCACCACCAUCACCCAGGACCUCAAGUGGGAGCCGACCAUCAGCUCCCUCAUCAAGAAGGCCCAGCAGAGGAUAUACUUCCUGCGGCAGCUCAGGAAAGCCAAGCUGCAGUUCUACACGGCCAUCAUCGAGUCCAUCCUCACCUCCUCCAUCACCUCCUCCAUCACCUCCUCCAUCACCUCCUCCAUCACCUCCUCCAUCAUCUCCUCAUCACCUCCUCCAUCACCUCCUCCAUCACCUCCUCAUCACCUCCUCCAUCACCUCCUCCAUCACCUCCUCCAUCACCUCCUCAUCACCUCCUCCGUCACCUCCUCCAUCACCUCCUCAUCACCUCCUCCGUCACCUCCUCCAUCACCUCCUCAUCACCUCCUCCAUCACCUCCUCAUCACCUCCUCCAUCACCUCCUCCAUCACCUCCUCCAUCACCUCCUUCAUCACCUCCUCCAUCACCUCCUCCAUCACCUCCUCCAUCACCUCCAGCAUCACCUCCUGCAUCACCUCCUGCAUCACCUCCUCCAUCACCGUGUGGUUCGCUGGAGCCACAAUCCAGGACGAGUUAAUCAGUCCUACAGACCUCAGUCCUACAGACCACUGUCCUACAGACCUCAGUCCUACAGACCUCAGUCCUACAGACCUCUGUCCUACAGACCUCAGUCCUACAGACCUCUGUCCUACAGACCUCAGUCCUACUGACCUCUGUCCUACAGACCUCUGUCCUACAGACCUCAGUCCUACAGACCUCUGUCCUACAGACCUCAGUCCUACAGACCUCAGUCCUACAGACCACUGUCCUACAGACCACAGUCCUACAGACCACAGUCCUACAGACCUCAGUCCUACAGACCUCAGUCCUACAGACCUCUGUCCUACAGACCUCAGUCCUACUGACCUCUGUCCUACAGACCUCUGUCCUACAGACCUCAGUCCUACAGACCUCAGUCCUACUGACCUCUGUCCUACAGACCUCUGUCCUACAGACCUCAGUCCUACAGACCUCUGUCCUACAGACCUCUGUCCUACAGACCUCAGUCCUACAGACCUCAGUCCUACAGACCUCAGUUCUACAGACCUCAGUCCUACAGACCUCAGUCCUACAGACCUCAGUCCUACAGACCUCAGUCCUACAGACCUCAGUCCUACAGACCACAGUCCUACAGACCUCAGUCCUACAGACCACAGUCCUACAGACCUCAGUCCUACAGACCACAGUCCUACAGACCUCAGUCCUACAGACCACAGUCCUACAGACCUCUGUCCUACAGACCUCUGUCCUACAGACCUCAGUCCUACAGACCUCAGUCCUACAGACCACAGUCCUACAGACCUCAGUCCUACAGACCACAGUCCUACAGACCACAGUCCUACAGACCAGUCCUACAGACCAGUCCUACAGACCUCUGUCCUACAGACCUCAGUCCUACAGACCUCAGUCCUACAGACCUCAGUCCUACAGACCACAGUCCUACAGACCACAGUCCUACUGACCUCAGUCCUACAGACCUCAGUUCUACAGACCUCAGUCCUACAGACCUCAGUCCUACAGACCAGUCCUACAGACCACAGUCCUACAGACCUCAGUCCUACAGACCACAGUCCUACAGACCACAGUCCUACAGACCUCAGUCCUACAGACCACAGUCCUACAGACCACAGUCCUACAGACCUCAGUCCUACAGACCACAGUCCUACAGACCUCUGUCCUACAGACCUCUGUCCUACAGACCUCAGUCCUACAGACCUCAACCACAGUCCUACAGACCUCAGUCCUACAGACCAGUCCUACAGACCUCUGUCCUACAGACCUCAGUCCUACAGACCUCAGUCCUACAGACCUCAGUCCUACAGACCUCUGUCCUACAGACCUCUGUCCUACAGACCUCAGUCCUACAGACCUCAGUCCUACAGACCAGUCCUACAGACCUCAGUCCUACAGACCUCAGUCCUACAGACCACAGUCCUACAGACCACAGUCCUACUGACCUCAGUCCUACAGACCUCAGUCCUACAGACCUCAGUCCUACAGACCACUGUCCUACAGACCUCAGUCCUACAGACCAGUCCUACAGACCACAGUCCUACAGACCUCAGUCCUACAGACCACUGUCCUACAGACCUCUGUCCUACAGACCUCAGUCCUACAGACCUCUGUCCUACAGACCUCAGUCCUACAGACCUCUGUCCUACAGACCUCUGUCCUACAGACCACAGUCCUACAGACCACAGUCCUACAGACCUCAGUCCUACAGACCUCAGUCCUACAGACCACUGUCCUACAGACCUCAGUCCUACAGACCACAGUCCUACAGACCACAGUCCUACUGACCUCAGUCCUACAGACCACUGUCCUACAGACCUCAGUCCUACAGACCACAGUCCUACUGACCUCAGUCCUACAGACCACUGUCCUACAGACCUCAGUCCUACUGACCUCAGUCCUACAGACCUCUGUCCUACAGACCUCAGUCCUACAGACCACAGUCCUACAGACCACAGUCCUACUGACCUCAGUCCUACAGACCACUGUCCUACAGACCUCAGUCCUACAGACCUCAGUCCUACUGACCUCUGUCCUACAGACCUCUGUCCUACAGACCUCUGUCCUACUGACCUCAGUCCUACAGACCUCUGUCCUACAGACCUCUGUCCUACUGACCUCAGUCCUACAGACCUCAGUCCUACAGACCUCAGUCCUACAGACCUCAGUCCUACAGACCUCAGUCCUACAGACCUCAGUCCUACAGACCACAGUCCUACAGACCUCUGUCCUACAGACCUCAGUCCUACUGACCUCAGUCCUACAGACCUCAGUCCUACAGACCUCAGUCCUACUGACCUCAGUCCUACAGACCUCUGUCCUACUGACCUCAGUCCUACAGACCUCAGUCCUACAGACCUCAGUCCUACAGACCUCAGUCCUACUGACCUCAGUCCUACUGACCUCAGUCCUACAGACCACAGUCCUACUGACCUCAGUCCUACUGACCUCAGUCCUACAGACCUCUGUCCUACAGACCUCUGUCCUACAGACCUCAGUCCUACAGACCUCUGUCCUACUGACCUCAGUCCUACAGACCUCUGUCCUACAGACCACAGUCCUACAGACCACUGUCCUACAGACCUCAGUCCUACAGACCUCAGUCCUACAGACCUCAGUCCUACAGACCACAGUCCUACAGACCUCUGUCCUACAGACCACAGUCCUACAGACCUCAGUCCUACAGACCACUGUCCUACAGACCUCAGUCCUACAGACCUCAGUCCUACAGACCUCUGUCCUACAGACCUCAGUCCUACAGACCUCAGUCCUACAGACCACAGUCCUACAGACCUCUGUCCUACAGACCACAGUCCUACAGACCUCAGUCCUACAGACCUCAGUCCUACAGACCACAGUCCUACAGACCACAGUCCUACAGACCUCAGUCCUACAGACCUCAGUCCUACAGACCUCUGUCCUACAGACCACAGUCCUACAGACCUCAGUCCUACAGACCACUGUCCUACAGACCUCAGUCCUACAGACCUCUGUCCUACAGACCACUGUCCUACAGACCUCAGUCCUACAGACCUCAGUCCUACAGACCUCAGUCCUACAGACCACAGUCCUACAGACCUCUGUCCUACAGACCACAGUCCUACAGACCACAGUCCUACAGACCACAGUCCUACAGACCACAGUCCUACAGACCACAGUCCUACAGACCUCAGUCCUACAGACCUCUGUCCUACAGACCUCUGUCCUACAGACCACAGUCCUACAGACCUCAGUCCUACAGACCUCUGUCCUACAGACCUCUGUCCUACAGACCUCAGUCCUACAGACCACAGUCCUACAGACCACUGUCCUACAGACCUCUGUCCUACAGACCUCAGUCCUACAGACCACAGUCCUACAGACCUCAGUCCUACAGACCUCAGUCCUACAGACCACAGUCCUACAGACCUCAGUCCUACAGACCUCUGUCCUACAGACCUCAGUCCUACAGACCUCAGUCCUACUGACCUCAGUCCUACAGACCUCUGUCCUACAGACCUCUGUCCUACAGACCUCAGUCCUACAGACCUCAGUCCUACUGACCUCAGUCCUACAGACCUCAGUCCUACAGACCUCAGUCCUACAGACCACUGUCCUACAGACCUCAGUCCUACUGACCUCAGUCCUACAGACCUCUGUCCUACAGACCUCUGUCCUACAGACCUCAGUCCUACAGACCUCAGUCCUACUGACCUCAGUCCUACAGACCUCAGUCCUACAGACCAGUCCUACAGACCACUGUCCUACAGACCACAGUCCUACAGACCUCAGUCCUACAGACCACAGUCCUACAGACCUCAGUCCCUAUGGUUCCUCUGA